AUGGGCUACCAGUAUCUCACGGUUGAGCGCCAAGGCGACGUCUUCAUAAUCACGUUAAGAAAACCUCCUGAGAACCGCCUCAAUGUUCCGUGCUGUCAAGAACUUAUCAGAGCAUACCACUCGAUUCAGAAGGAGCUAGGCCAGGAUGCUGAAGGGGCGGUGGUACUGACGGGCAGUGACGCCAAAUUCUUCACCACGGGACUUGACUUGGACGAACGAGAAGGCAACAUGUUUGCGUCAAGCGACGGCUUUUAUCCCCUUCUGGCCACGAUACUCGACUUUCCAUUUCCGACAGUAGCGUGCAUAACAGGUCACGUUAUGGGCGGUGCUUGCCUUCUGACUCUUGCUCAUGACUACCGAGUGAUGAACUCACAGCGCGGGUUUUGGCAAAUGCCUCCUGUGAAUGCUGGUCUGCACCAUGACGGCAUGGGUUCACUGAUUCGGCUGAAACUCGCACCUAAGGUUGCGAGAAAGGUGUUGCUGGAGGCACACAGGUAUACUGGAAAGGAAGCAUUUGAGGAUGGGAUUGUGGAUGUGAUUGCUCCGCCAGAUAAGAUGCUUGACGAGGCGAUCAAGAUCGCCGAGAAAUGGAAAGUCAAGGCGAAAAUGGGGGUUUAUGGGCUCCUGAGGAACGAACUUUGGGGUCAAGCUCAUUCUGCUUAUCAAACAGUGAGCUAUGUCCAUUCCAGGCAAACAUCUAGAGAGCCAAAAGUAAAGUUGUAG
Messenger RNA from Fonsecaea erecta, 723 nucleotides. RefSeq lists its product as hypothetical. Lineage: Eukaryota; Fungi; Ascomycota; Eurotiomycetes; Chaetothyriales; Herpotrichiellaceae. The transcript has 3 exons. The record is from RefSeq and is a predicted model, not a curated record. Gene Ontology annotation, biological process: fatty acid beta-oxidation. Gene Ontology annotation, cellular component: peroxisome. Gene Ontology annotation, molecular function: delta(3)-delta(2)-enoyl-CoA isomerase activity; enoyl-CoA hydratase activity. The coding region runs from base 1 to 723 and encodes 240 amino acids.